AUGAGAAGGCAACUCCGAUCCAGAAGGGCUCCAGUCUUUCCUUACGGUUAUGGCUACAGACUUGAUGAUCAGGAUGAAGUGAAUCAGAACUACUUAGCAGAUGAAGAGGAGGAAGCAGAAGAAGAGGCUCGGGUGGUGAUGGCACUUGAAUUGGAGGAAGAAGAAGAUGAGGAGGAGAAAGAAGAGGAGGAAGAAGAAGAAAAGGAGAAAAAAGAGGAAGAAGGGGGUCAGGGUCAGCCAACAGGCAAUACCUGGUGGCAGAAAGUGCAGAUCUUGAAUGAAUACUUAUGGGAUCCAGAGAGAAGGAUGUCUCUGUCCCAAACAGGUCAGAGUUGGAGAAUGAUUUUAGUCAUUUACUUCUUCUUCUAUGCCUCCCUGGCUGCUGUGAUCACUGUCUGCAUGUACAUGCUCUUUCUGACCAUCAGUCCUUACAUGCCGACCUUCACUGAGAGGAUGAAGCCUGACUUGUUUUCAUUGCCAGGAGUUAUGAUCAGACCCUUCGCUCAUAGCCUUAAUUUCAACUUCAACGUUUCUGAACCUGACACUUGGCAGCAUUAUGUGAUUAGCCUAAAUGGCUUUCUCCAGGGCUAUAAUGACAGUCUUCAAGAGGAAAUGAAUGUAGAUUGCCCACCAGGACAGUACUUCAUCCAAGAUGGAGAUGAAGAUGAGGACAAGAAGGCCUGUCAGUUUAAGCGUUCCUUCCUGAAGAACUGCUCUGGUCUGGAGGACCCCACUUUUGGAUACUCUACUGGACAGCCUUGCAUUCUUCUAAAGAUGAACCGGAUUGUAGGCUUUCGUCCUGAGUUUGGAGAUCCAGUGAAGGUUUCCUGCAAAGUUCAGAGAGGUGACGAAAAUGACAUUCGAUCCAUCAAUUACUACCCAGAGUCGGCUUCUUUUGACCUCCGUUACUAUCCUUACUAUGGUAAACUGACUCAUGUUAACUACACCUCGCCCCUGGUUGCAAUGCACUUUACUGAUGUAGUGAAGAACCAAGUGGUGCCUGUGCAGUGCCAGCUGAAGGGCAAAGGCAUCAUAAAUGAUGUCAUCAAUGAUCGUUUUGUGGGUAGAGUAAUCUUUACCCUGAACAUAGAAACUUAA
Dipodomys ordii (Ord's kangaroo rat) is the source of this 1098-nucleotide messenger RNA. RefSeq names its product ATPase, Na+/K+ transporting, beta 4 polypeptide (gene Atp1b4). Gene Ontology annotation, cellular component: sodium:potassium-exchanging ATPase complex; nuclear inner membrane. NCBI's taxonomy places the organism in Eukaryota, Metazoa, Chordata, Mammalia, Rodentia, Heteromyidae. Bases 1 to 1098 code for a protein of 365 amino acids. The record is from RefSeq and is a predicted model, not a curated record. Gene Ontology annotation, biological process: potassium ion transport; sodium ion transport; regulation of DNA-templated transcription. The transcript is spliced from 8 exons.